Anoplopoma fimbria (sablefish) is the source of this 690-nucleotide messenger RNA. RefSeq names its product claudin-17-like. The record is from RefSeq and is a predicted model, not a curated record. Lineage: Eukaryota; Metazoa; Chordata; Actinopteri; Perciformes; Anoplopomatidae. Gene Ontology annotation, molecular function: structural molecule activity. Gene Ontology annotation, biological process: bicellular tight junction assembly; cell adhesion. Gene Ontology annotation, cellular component: bicellular tight junction; plasma membrane. The coding region runs from base 1 to 690 and encodes 229 amino acids. The transcript has a single exon.
AUGAGAGCAAAAUUGGAGGUCUUUGCUCUGGUCCUCGGCUUCAUCGGCCUGUUUGGGACCAUAGCUGUCACUGCACUGCCCAUGUGGAGGGUCUCUGCCUUCAUUGGUGCCAAUCUCAUUGUCAUGGAGGAACUCUGGGAGGGCUUGUGGAUGAACUGCUACAGACAGGCCAAUAUCAGGAUGCAGUGCAAGGUGUAUGACUCACUGCUAAUUCUCCCACCAGAGCUGCAGGUAGCCAGGGGGCUCAUGUGUGUGUCCAUAGUCCUGGUUUUCAUCUCUCUGGCCGUCACAGGAUGUGGGACCCAAAAGAGCAGCUGUUGUGACGACAAUAGAAAGAGCAAGAACAUCGCCCUCGCCUUAGGGGGUGGUUUGUAUCUGCUGUCCUUUCUGACCACGCUCAUCCCCGUCAGCUGGGUGGGCCAUACUGUCAUCAGCAACUUCUACAGCCCAACGGUGCUGGAAUCUCAGAAACGGGAGCUGGGGGAGGCCCUCUUCAUUGGCUGGGCCACUUCUGGUAUUCUGCUGAUCACUGGGUUCAUCCUUCUGUUUAGCUACAGCAAACGUAGAUCAAAGGAAGAAGAGCCAAACUUUGACACGUAUCUUAUGGAGGAGCGGGAUGUACAGAAAGAGGGGAGCGUGUACCUAGAGAGGACAACAUCCAGCUUUCAUAAGCAUCAAGAAUAUGUGUAA